AUGGCGGUUAUAAAUCAACCCAAUAGUCAGAUAAGGUUAACAAAUGUGUCCUUAGUGCGAAUGAAGAAGGGUAAGAAACGAUUUGAAAUUGCAUGCUAUCAAAAUAAGGUUCAGGAUUGGAGACAGAAAAUUGAAAAGGACCUAGAUGAAGUAUUACAGAUUCCACAGGUUUUCAUCAAUGUAUCCAAGGGACAAGUCGCUAAUAACGACGAUUUGAUGAAGGCUUUCAAUACCACAGACCAAGAUCAAAUAGUGUUGGAGAUUUUAAAUAAAGGUGAGAUUCAAUUGAAUGAGAAGGAAAGAAAUGCAAACUUGGAACAAAAACAGAAUGAGUUUUUGAAUAUAAUAUCGACGAAAUGUAUAAAUCCAAGAUCUAAAAAGAGGUACCCUCCUACCAUGAUUGAAAAGGCUUUAAACGAGGUCAAGUUCCAUUUGAAUCCAGCGAAAGCAACCAAGACCCAGGCUUUGGAUGCCAUUAAGGUGCUAGUCGAAAAACAAAUAAUACCUAUAGCAAGGGCCCAAAUGAAGAUAAAAAUAACUCUAACUAAAAAGGCGUAUCAAAAAGUGUAUGAGAACGAAAUCAAGCCUAAGAUAGACCAUUUGGAAGAGUUGGAUAAUAAUGGAAAGCACUACGAAAUCACUGGAAUCAUUGACCCAAUUAAUUAUAGAGUUUUGGUGACGUUGUUAGAGGAGAAAGAUUUAAAGAAUGAAGCAUCCUUGGAAGUUUUAGAUAUGUCGGCCAUUAAGGAAACAUAA
Messenger RNA from Lodderomyces oxycetoniae, 756 nucleotides. RefSeq names its product guanine nucleotide exchange factor. The record is from RefSeq and is a predicted model, not a curated record. Bases 1 to 756 code for a protein of 251 amino acids. The transcript has a single exon. NCBI's taxonomy places the organism in Eukaryota, Fungi, Ascomycota, Pichiomycetes, Serinales, Debaryomycetaceae. Gene Ontology annotation, biological process: cytosolic ribosome assembly; ribosome biogenesis.